AUGGUGGAGCAGGCGGCCCAGCAGGCAGCGGCCAGUCUCAGCCUGGGCCCCGGUGCGGAGAUCGUCGCCGAGCUCAUCGAGAGGCUGGCGGCGCUGGGGCACGCGCUCCUGCUGCGCGGCAAGCCCGACGCGAGCCUGGGACUUCGGCACCAUCGCCUCGGGGACGCGCUCCCACAGCUCACGGCCAUGGGUCUGCUGCCCAGUGACACGGCGGAGCGCUGCAAGCAAGUCCGGGUCUCGGAGCCCUUGCUGAUGGGCAUGCGGAGCUCGUGCGGCGCGGUCGUAUUCUCGACCUGCCACGGCCUGCAAUGCGGGGCCCCGCGCGUCACGGGGACGCCGAGGAGCGUCGAGAAGCAGGCCGUGGACGUGGAGGAGCCGCUCCUCGCGGGGGCCGCGGAAGCUGCGUCAAUUUCGGCGCCGAGAGGGUUCAGGGCCGAGGCGGAGAUCUUCGUUCCGCUCGUUGAGCUCCGCAGGCAGUUUGCGGAAUUCCUGGGCGUGCCGCAUCGACCGCUGAAGCCGCUGACCCCCGAGCUGGACGUGGGCUCCAUGUUCAAGGGCUUCGCGGCGACGGCGGCGACAAUGGCGUCUUCGGCCCCGCCUGCAUCUGCUCCGAGCCCAGCCGAGUGCAAGCAGAGCUGA
Molecule: messenger RNA, 639 nt
Organism: Prorocentrum cordatum
Lineage: Eukaryota; Dinophyceae; Prorocentrales; Prorocentraceae
Source: the annotation of a GenBank genome assembly